Molecule: messenger RNA, 1350 nt
Organism: Thlaspi arvense
Lineage: Eukaryota; Viridiplantae; Streptophyta; Magnoliopsida; Brassicales; Brassicaceae
Source: the annotation of a GenBank genome assembly
AUGGGUCCGCUUAGACAUCUUAAGUUGAUGACCUUAAAGCAUUCCACUGACUUGAAGGGGAUUCCCGAUCUCUCAACUGCCACUAAUCUACAUGAUUUGGAUCUCAAUGGAUGUUCAAGUUUGGUAGAGAUCCCCUCUUUUGGAAAUGACACUAGUCUUCAUGAAUUGUAUUUUAAAGGAUGUUCAAGUCUGAUAGAACUUCCUUCUAUUGGGAAUGCCAAUAAUCUCCAAAAACUUGUUCUUAGUGGAUGUUCAAGUCUUGUCGAGAUUCAUCCAUUUAUUGGGAAAGCCAUUAAUCUCCAACAGCUAAGUUUACAAGGAUGUUCAAGCCUCGUGAAGCUCCCUUGUUCUAUUGGAAAUUUCAGUAGUCUACAACAAUUGGAUCUCAAUGGAUGCAAAAGUAUUGUGGAGCUCCCCAACUCUAUCGGAAAUCUCACUAAUAUGUACAGAUUUGAUCUUGAAGGAUGUUCAAAUCUGGUGGAGCUCCCCAACUCUAUCGGAAAUCUCACUAAUAUGUAUAGAUUUGAUCUUGAUGGAUGUUCAAGUCUGGUGGAGCUCCCCUCUUCAAUUGGAGAUGCCACUAAUCUCAAUUACUUGAAUCUUAGGAGAUGUUCCAGUCUGUAUCUUCGUGAAUUAAAUUUAAAUUCAUGUUUAAGUCUGGUGGAACUCCCUUCGUCAAUUGGGAAUGCCAAGAAUCUGAAGAGAUUAGAUCUCUUUCAAUGCACAAAUUUGGAAGAACUUCCUUCCUCUAUCGGGAAUGCCACACAUCUUGAAGAGUUAAAUCUUGGUCAUUGCUCAAGUCUAAUGGCACUCCCUUUCUCUAUUGGAAAUGUCACUAAUCUUCAAAAUUUGAAUCUCAAUGGAUGCUCAAGUCUAUUGGAGUUCCCCUCUUCUAUUUGGAAUUUCAGUAAUCUCAGAAAUUUGUCCGUGACAAAUGUUUUGGAACUCUCAAGUGCUAUUGGUAAUCUCAGUAAUCUGCAUAACUUGCAUGUCAGUCGUUGCUUAAAUCUGGUGAAGCUCCCCUCUUCUAUCGGCGAUGUCAUUAAUCUCACUAACCUUAAUCUUAGUAGAUGUCCGAAUCUAGGAGAGAAAGGAGCUUGUGACGAAGUUGAAUCAAAGGUCUUUGUAUCUUCCACCGUCAAGAACAAACAGAAUUGUCUCAUUUCUGUUACGCAGAGACUACGGAACCAUCAUGUACAUCCACUUUUAACAGAGCAUCUUUACGUAUUUGAAGAUCAGGUAGAUAAUGUGGAAACCAGCGAGCUUUUCUUUGAGUUCAAAGCUCACAGUGACAUAUGGGAGAUAGGUGAAUGCGGUAUAUGCGAACUCCUGGAGGACUCUAUACAUUGA